GAAAUGGGGGAAAAGGAAUGACACUACCAAAGAAAUAGAAUCAUUCAUUAUUCAUUUGAUUCUUCAUGGGAGAGAUGAUGACAGAAACCAACACCUACAUCUUCUACAUCAUCCUCUGCUUCCUCACAACUCUCCUCCUCCAAUAUUUCUUCCACCGCCGGACCACCAAUCUCCGCCGCCUUCCGCCAAGCCCGCCGUCGUUGCCGCUCCUCGGCCACCUCCACCUCCUCUCUCCUUCCCUCCACAAGUCCUUCACCGCCCUCUCCUCCAAGUAUGGUCCCCUCCUCUGCCUCCAGCUCGGCGCCGUCCGCUGCAUCGUCGUCUCCUCCGCCGCCCUCGCCACCGAGGUCUUCAAGACUCAGGAUCUCGCCUUCUCCUCCCGUCCCAAGUUCGCUUUCAGCGACGAGACCCCCUACGGCAGCUCUGGAUUCUUUGCUGCCCCUUAUGGCGACUACUGGCGCUUCAUGAAGAAGCUCACCAUGACCGAGCUUCUCGCUCCCAAGCAAGUCGAACGGUCACGUGCUGUUCGAUACGAAGAGGUCUUGAGAUUUUUGAAAAAAAUGGUCUCUGCCGCGGAGAAGAACCAGCUCGUUGAUGUUGGUGGCGAGCUCAUGAAGCUCACCAACAACAGCAUUUGCAGGAUGAUGAUGAGCAUAAGAUGUGCGGACGACGGCGACGAAUCGGAGAAGAUCCGACAGCUAGUGAAGGACACAAUGGAGGUCGGAGCAAAAGUCGCGUUCGGAGACGUGGUGGGGUGGCCGCUUAAAAGGCUGGCCUUUUGGAUAUACGGAAAACAAGCCAUCGACGUGACCAUGAGGUACGACGAGAUAUUAGAGAAAGCGUUGAAGCAACACGAGGAGAGAGGGAAGAUAGAGGGGUAUGAUAGAGAAGAUAGGGACUUGAUGGACAUAAUAUUAAAGGUUCAUCAAGAUAGUGAAGCUGAGUUUAAGAUUACAAGAACAAACGUCAAGGCUUAUUUGCUGGAUCUGUUCGUCGGCGGCACCGGCACCUCGACGGAGGUGAUGCAAUGGAUUGUUGCAGAGCUGAUCAACCACCCUAAAGAACUCCAAAAGCUAAGAGAUGAGAUCCUCUCCGUCGUCGGAGAUUCGAGGCUCGUCCAAGAAACCGACGUUGCCAAAAUGCCCUAUUUACAAGCCGUCGUGAAGGAAGGCCUAAGAAUGUAUCCCGCUGUGCCUAUUGCCAUGAGGAGCUGCCCGAAGAGUUGCAAGGUCAGCGGUUACGACAUACCGGAAAACACGAUGGUCGGUGUUAACCUAUUCGCGAUCAUGCGAGAUCCAAAUGUGUGGGAGGAUCCAAACGAGUUUCGGCCGGAGAGAUUCUUUUCCCCGGCGAAGGAAAAUGAGGGGAUGAAGCAAAUUCAGUACGAGAUCAAGGGCCAGAAUUUCAACUUUGUGCCGUUCGGCGGCGGAAGGAGGGGGUGUCCGGGAUCCACGUUGGCAUUCACGACGAGUACCCUCGUGGUCGCCGCCGUGGUUCAGUGCUUUGACUGGAAAGUUGACGGGAAAGAGGAGAAAAAGGCCAGUAUGGAGAUCGGGUCGGGUCUCGGGUUGCCCAUGGCCCACCCGCUUACUUGCAUUCCGGUUGUGAAGUUCAACCCGUUUGGUUCUAAUUAAAGGAAUUUGCAAAUAU
This is a messenger RNA of Momordica charantia (bitter melon), 1650 nucleotides long. RefSeq names its product cytochrome P450 705A20. Gene Ontology annotation, molecular function: oxidoreductase activity, acting on paired donors, with incorporation or reduction of molecular oxygen; iron ion binding; monooxygenase activity. NCBI's taxonomy places the organism in Eukaryota, Viridiplantae, Streptophyta, Magnoliopsida, Cucurbitales, Cucurbitaceae. The record is from RefSeq and is a predicted model, not a curated record.